Messenger RNA from Xenopus laevis (African clawed frog), 987 nucleotides. RefSeq lists its product as uncharacterized. Bases 108 to 461 code for a protein of 117 amino acids. The record is from RefSeq and is a predicted model, not a curated record. The transcript is spliced from 4 exons. Lineage: Eukaryota; Metazoa; Chordata; Amphibia; Anura; Pipidae.
GGAUCCAAGAAACCUGACACUCCUCUUGUGCAAAGAGCAGCCAAGAACCAGGAAACUGCAGCUCGGCUUUGAUAGUCACAGCACUCCAUGGAGGAAACCAGGGCGUGAUGGGGAACGUUGGUAGCAGCAAACUGUGGCCAACCUCACUUGGGGGAAAGAAGAAAGAAAAAUCUAGUGGUUCAAAGAAGAGACAAUCUACUAGACCUACCCAGAAACUACCCACGAAUGCACCCACAUAUGACACAGUAGCAGAGGUUCCAGUUUACGCUGUUGUGGACAAGACCAAACACAAAAAACCUAAAGAAGAAAAUGUUCAUUAUGCAGAUAUUGAAGUCUUACGACGUCCUACCACAAGGACCGCAAAACGGAAGCCUGAAAUUCCCCCAAAACCAGAAGUAACAGAAUACGCCUCUAUUAACUUUCCUACGGCAUACAAUCCUAUCAAAGGUACUCUGGUCUAGUAAGCACUGCUUGAGGAUACCCUACAGUAUGAAUCUUUUGUUCCUGGAUAUUAAUGGACUUUAAUAGAUGCAACUUUGUGUAGUAAAUCUUGGAAUCUGAAAAAGAACAUGCAAUGAACAUUUACUGACCUUGAGUGACAAGCAGAGCAGCCUCCUUGUGAAGCUGUUUCUGCAAAAGAGCUGAACUGCUAUCUGGAAGACAGACUGCUUAUAUGGGAACUGGGUGUUUUUUAAUUUGUCACUCCAAGUUAAAGUACUUUAAUGUUAUGGGAAAAUGAGAACUUAAUGUAUCUAUUACAAUUAUUAUAUUUUCCUGACAUAGUUUUGUUUUAUGGCACUUAAACUGUCAUCUUUUGGUACCAAGAUGCAGAGAGGAAAUGCUUUUCACAAGGAUAUGGCCUGAUGAUCAAACAAGAUAUGCAAACCUCAAUUAACACUCCUGCUUGGGGUGUACCAUGUUAGUGUGGUGCAAGCCUACGUUGCCUUUCUGAGAAUAAAGCAAUUAGUAUGAUGCUUCUUGUAAAAA